Molecule: messenger RNA, 2248 nt
Organism: Portunus trituberculatus (swimming crab)
Lineage: Eukaryota; Metazoa; Arthropoda; Malacostraca; Decapoda; Portunidae
Exons: 2
Coding region: 19-1086 (355 amino acids)
Source: RefSeq, a predicted model, not a curated record
CAAGGUAUAAAAAUAAUCAUGGCAGCAAGAAGAAUAAUGAUGAUUAUGAUGAUGAUAAUAGCGAUAAUGGGUGUGAUAGAUAGCAUCCCCAUGCCCACAUCUAUGGAUCACAGUUUCUCAAACGUCCACACCACCACCACCACCCACGCCCGCCACGGCCACCUCCUGCACGGGAUGUUGGGUGACCUAGAGUCAUAUGUGUUUGAUGAUGUGGUAGAGUUCUUGUUCCAGCAGCUAGGAGAGGAGCUGCCCCAAGCCAGGAGAAGCCACUACGACAGUGGAGACUACUACCCCCUGCCGUCAGAAUAUUCCAAGCGCAGGGACACGGACCAGUCUUGUAUAGCCAUCACGGGAUAUAUAGACAGCAGCAUCAUCUGCCUAAACAUAUUCACCGCUCUGUCCGUCGCUGGUCUGGCUCUCCUAAUGCAGUUCCUCUUCUAUGCGUGUGUGUCUAACCUCUGUCCAGAUGUUAAAAGUCAAAUAACUAUAAACAGUAAUGGUACGAGUGGUACAAGCGGCGGUGGUAACGUACCUAACAUCAGUAAUGUCAUCACUAUCGACACUUCUAACACUGUUUCAGUGCAGCAGAAUGACGAUUUUGACAUUUCUUUUCCUCCUAUUCGUUUUAGGAACAGGGAUGAUUUAGUUCAGGAAAAUGGGGAAAGGAGUAACCUGGACGUGGAUGCAAAUCUGGAUGAGGAUGGCAACAGUAAUGACGAUCUUCGUGCUACAGAAGCUAAGAAGAAUGAACAAAGUAGAAAAGGAAACAGUAGAUUUAAGCUGACUAUAAAUGGUGAAGACCAAGAGGAUGAGAAUGGUGACGGAAUAUACACGUAUGAACGAAGAGAAGUACUGCGGAAACAAACGCAGGAACAGAAUAAGAAAGAAACAAAUACGGAAACACUAGACCAAUAUGACAUGCAAAAGCCUAAAGACAAGGAAGGAGGAAGGAGCUUCACUAUGCAUAUCUCGCAUGACACUUUCAUAGGAAGGCUCUUGUCAUGGGGUAACUGGAGUCUCUCCUUGCCUUCCCUGCGAUACAACACAAACCUCUGUCCAAUGUUGGCUCGCUAUGUCCAACGCUAAGAGGCUCCAUGUAGUGAAAGACAAUGCGCAAUUGGUUUGCUCUAGAAAUAAUUAAAACCACUAAUAUACAUAGCUUGUUACAGUCAAACUUCUCAUAAUAUGUAGGUAGGAAAACCUAUUUUCGUUAGUCUAAAAAAUAAUUGUAUACGUGUCAUGAAGUGUGUAGCAUUAAUUACAAGUAACUGACUGAAGCUCAUAUUUACUUAUUUUGAAAUACAGACAAAACCUGUUUUGUAUUUCCACCAAAACUUUCAUUGAAUUUUAAGGUACCGAAUUAUUCAAAUAAAAUGCCUUAUCUUAUACUCAAAUAAUAGUUUACAUAUUAAUGAAAUAUAUUUCCUACAUAUUUCAAAACAAGACAAGAGAGAGCUUCAGUCAGUGGUGGUAUUAUCGUGCUUUGGUCUGCAUUCUAUACACUAGUUCCAUCUUUUCUUCUUUUAUUCUCUAUCAGUCAUAUUCGUAAACUUCAAAAUCAUGGACGAUGUGACUAUCCAAUAUACAGCAAGAGAGAGAGAGAGAGAGAGAGAGAGAGAGAUGGAAGGUAAGGGGGCACACCAGCAGCAGAAGUAGUAUCAUAAUUAUAACAAGAUAAUAAUCUGGCAACAAGUAACAAGACAACAGAACAAGAUAAAACUCACUCACGCACAUAUGUCUUGUCAGAUCCUCCACCAUCAGCAGUAAUGAGGGACACAAACACGCAACACAGACACUGCUAGGUAACGCGUUCCACACGUGUAUUCCAUCCGCCGUAGUAUGGUGUGGGAGUCUGUCAAGUACAAUACCUGUUGUUAGCCUGAAUGAUAAGCUAGACAGAAGGAAGUGGACGACAAAAUUAUACAGAUGAAAAUAUGUGCCGUGUUUUUUAGAAAAGUUAGAACAGUUGUUACGUUAGGUUAGGCUAUGAAAUGAGUGGUUAGGUAAAGUUUAAGCAAGGCUGAGUCGCUUUAGGUGUCGUAAAGUAAGAUUAUGUACUGACUUUAGUGAGGUUAGACUGGAAUUAGUUAAGAUAAAAAUAAGACAAGAGGAUGAAUGUUUACAUAUGGUGGUUAAGCCAAAAAAAAAAAAAAAAAGAAAUAACAUCGUAUAUAAAGCUGUAAAAGAAGAAUAGGUUACAAAUACAAUACAAUUAUGUUCUUCUAUAAGUCAGUAGAGUAUAUUUGAA